Paramuricea clavata is the source of this 2281-nucleotide messenger RNA. NCBI's taxonomy places the organism in Eukaryota, Metazoa, Cnidaria, Anthozoa, Malacalcyonacea, Plexauridae. The record is from the annotation of a GenBank genome assembly.
AUGGCGGGCAAAGAAUGUAUGUAUUUUUUUGAAUUUUUCGUGUUUUUCUUUUGUUUUCUUGCUGCGAUCGCGUUUGAUUUGCAAUGAUCAUUAAUCUUGCUGUAUAUUUAGGGUCGUGGCGAUCGUAUAAGCGGUUAUUAUCCGUCGUGGAAACGGCUAUUCUGAAGAAACGUCCGGAAGCUUAUUAUGAUCUAGAUGGGGUACUGAAAACAUUCAAAUCGGAAUUGCUGUCUCCUUUGAGGAAUCCGGUAAAAAUAGUUUUUAUUGUAAUGAUAUUUUGAGCAGGUUUGCUCAAUGGAGCAAUCGAAUUUUCCACUUGCAAAGAGCUAUUUCUCCAAACCUCAGAUCAAAAUAUCAUAACAACAUUUCAAAUUUACUUUCAUUUAUAGUAUUUUUAUAUACAAUUAAGCGAAUUUUGUACAUUAAGCUUGUUUUCUACCAGAUGACUUUUUUGUGUUGUACAAAGCAUAAAUACAAUAAGCAAUAUGAUUGGUUAGGAUCAGUUUUUGGCGAUUGACUGAUUAUGCCACAGUCGGAAAUUACCAAUUUAUCUGAUGGCAAUUUUGUAAUGACAUAAAUAUGUUAAUAAUAAUAAUUAUUUCAUGCUUGUGAUGUUACUCUGAGUGUAUAUCCACACUGGGCAAGCUUGAACAAUAUGCCUGGCCACGGUGGAAAUCGAACCUACGACCUUUGAAAUUUACGAGCAUUAAUACGAGCAUUGGGCUAGUAUUCCAAAGGUUGUAGGUUCGAUUCCCACAGUGGCCAGGCAUACUUUUCAAACUAGCCCGGUGUGGAUACACUCUCAGAGUAACAUCACAAGCAUCUUAUUUACCUGACUCUGAGUACAUAACACCAACACAGACGAAAGUAAUUUCAUCCACAUGUUUGUCAGAAUAAUAACAUGAAAAAUACCAAGCGUAUUACAGUUGAUUUCACAGAACUUUUCUGUGAAUGUUGCGAACUUCGUUCCGAACUUCGUUGUGAAGUUCAAAAGUUUGUACUGAAAUUCACAAGUCAGUUUGUAAACAAAGCCUCUGAUUGGUCCCUUAACAAAAAUAAGCCAAUUAGAAGCUUUGUUUACAAACCGGCUUGUGAAUUUCAGUAUAUGAACUUUUGAACUUCACAACGAAGUUAGGAACAAAGUUCGCAACAUUCAGGGAAAAGUUAUAUGAAAUCAACUGUAACAUGAAAAUUUUGUAGGGCUGGUGGACAUUGCCCGAGGAUAAAUUGAUUUGAUUUUGGUCAAAUUGGAUGAGAAAUGAUCAAGCUGAUUUAGUUUGUCUUGGUUUUGCUGAGCAGAUUAAGCUGAAUGCAUGCAAUGUAAUUUGAGUGCAUUAGACCCUUCAUUGGGACGAAAUUAUUAGCCCAUUGUUUAUUUUUGCAUGAUACAUAACUUGGCACGUAGUCUCUGAAUGCUCCCUAUAUAGUUAUCAUAUACUGCAACAACCAAAAAUAAUUCACCAAUUUUAGGCCAAAAAUGACACACACCGAUCCGAAGUGCAACAGUCGACAACAGUCGGCAUCGUAGUGGGCGGCCAUGGAGAAAAACAGAAGUUCCCAGCGCAGUUUAUCAAAGAAGCGUUACUACUUAGCGACAUCUUGAACAUGAACGAAUUAGCCGCUGUUGAACUGCUGUUGGUGAGCGAACAACAGAAAGCUAACUUUCCUGGCCAGACGAGAGGUAGGCCAGGAUUUUUUUGUUGUGUUAAACACACACAAUAACUCAAUUUUUUCAAUAGCAAUUGAGUUUUGAAACUCAGUUAUAUCAUCAAACUUUAACCCAUUAAGCUGCAGAGCUUCCCCAUUGACAAGUAAACUCGUCUAGCGUUAGACAAGUAAAAAAAAAUUAGUAGGGUGCACUGGGGCACAUUGCAGCUCAAUGGGUUAUAUGGAGUAAGGGGCCAUCUAUUUUCACAAACAUCAUGCAUCAUUCGAAAUUUAAGUUUUUUGUGGCAGAGAAAGGACAAUAGAUUUCAAAUCCACUUGAAUCAAGCCACAAAAACAAAUUGUCUGGCAUUAGGCAAAGUAAAAUAAUGAAGUAGGACACAACCGGGGGCAUUGCCACUUAAAUGAUUCAUGUUGGCUGACUAGAAAUGUGCUUUAUUGUACAAUUAUUGUCUAGGUCUUGUAGCUGUGUUGUUGUAUCAUGAUGGUAGACGUUGCCUCCUGUCAGCUUUACGAACACUCUUGCAGUCUCGCGAAGGCUUGACAUGGACUUUAGAACUUGACGAGGAAAUGUCGGAACUUAUCAUGUCAUUCACCAAACAAAUUAUCAACGAAG